Messenger RNA from Necator americanus (New World hookworm), 723 nucleotides. RefSeq lists its product as uncharacterized. The record is from RefSeq and is a predicted model, not a curated record. Bases 1 to 723 code for a protein of 240 amino acids. NCBI's taxonomy places the organism in Eukaryota, Metazoa, Nematoda, Chromadorea, Rhabditida, Ancylostomatidae. The transcript has 4 exons.
AUGCAUAUAGCGUUUCUGAACUUUGCAGCCGCGUUCGACUCUCCUCACCGAGUCCGUCUCCUCAACGCGCUCCGCGCCGAUGGAGUACCAGGAAAGUUCGUUCGCUUGCUUGAUGACAUGAAUCAACGAACGACUGCUGCAGUUCGUACACCAGCCCGAUGUACAACACCGUUUGUAGUGGUAACUGGAGUAAGACAAGGAGCAGUGGCAGGACCCUUCCUGUUCAAUUUCCCCAUCGACGACAUUAUGCGAAGAACAGCCGACCAGUGUCCUGUCGACAUUGUCUUAGCACCAUCAGGCUGGCUGGCCUGGCUGCAGCCUAUAGACGACGUCUACUCCCUGCAAGCCGAUGUGGAUCUCUUCGGAGGUCGAAGAGAUCGAAGAUGUGGAUCUCUUCGGAUGAGGCCUCGAACGGGAAUCAGGGUGGACGGACCGGCAGAACGCCUUGUUCAACGAGUUCUGAGGAGUUUGCCGGGUUCGAGCUGGAAGAAGCCACCUGGCCGGAAAUCGAAGUUCUGGACUGAGGUGGUGAAAGAAGACCUGAGGGCACUCAGCGUGGAUAGGCAAUUCAGGCGAGACAUACGAGUGGAGCUGAACGUUGAUCGCCGGCAGCUAGAAAAACUUCGUUUCGCAGAUGACAACGUCCUUAUAACAUCUAGCAUAAGCCAGGAGGAAGCUGCUGAGCCAGGAGGAAGCCGAGCUGGGCAGCAAGCGAGCGAUUGA